UGAUGACUUCUUUAAAAGAUAAAAAGGAUGUCACUAGUGACAAAACUACUACUGACGUAGCCUAUGAAAAACAUAUUGUGACAAAGUUGACCGAUUCUUCUGCGACAUCGUUUACAUACUCUACUGAAGACUAUAAAAGUGACAUAGAUGGUUAUGUUCCUCAUUUGGAAUGGACUAAAGAAGAAGAGGCAAAGGUUCUUUUAAAGAUCGAUCUCAAGUUGAUGCCCUUUGUAUUGCUUAUGACAUUCGUACUUAAUAUGGAUAGAACUAAUAUAUGUAAGUUAAAUCAUUCUUCUUUAUAUAUAUUGGCUGACUAUCUCUUUCUUGUAGCCAAUGCCAUCUCUGAUAAUAUGCCAGAACACUUGGGAUUUAACAUCAAUGGUAUCAACACAGGAACAUUACUAUACUCUAUAGUAUUUACUGUCAUCACGUUGAUAACAAACCCAAUCGCUAAACGUGUUGGACCACACAGAUGGAUCCCUUUCUUGAUGUUUUCUUGGGCUAUCGUGACGUGGGCUCACGUUUUUCUUCAUAACUAUAGCGGAUAUCUUGCCACACGGUUCUUCAUUGCUGUAACUGAGGGAGGAUUUAUCCCUACUUGUUUAUUAUAUUUUACAUCUUGGUACAAGGCCAGUGAAUUAGCAACACGUCUUUCCUGGUUUUGGGGUAUUCAAUCAUUUGCUUCUGCCUUUUCUGGCUUAAUAUCAUUUGGCAUAUUUAGACUAGAAGGUGUCGGUGGUCUUUAUGGUUGGAAAUGGCUGUUUCUUAUUGAUGGCAUCAUUACUCACAUUGUUGGAUUUAUUGCGAUCUUUUAUCUCCCAAAAAGUCCAUCUACAACAAGAGGCCUUCUUCGUGGCAAAUACGGAUGGUUUACAGAACGCGAAAGGGCAAUUGCUGUUACAAGAAUUAUCAGUGACGACAAGUACAAUCUCGAACAGAACCAACGCAUAACAUGGCGUGAUGUACGAAUGGCUGUUCUUGACACCAAGCUCUGGACGCAUCUUCUGAUCACCUUCACAAGCAUGAUGCAUACCACGCCUAUUUCAACAUACUUUCCUACGCUUAUCAGAGGAUACGGCUUUUCAAUUACGACUAGCAACUUGCUUACAGUACCUGCCUUCUUCAUAAACCUUAUUGUUUCCAUCAUCGUUGCCAGAAACGCCGAUAGAAUAGGAAAUUAUGCUUUUCAUGGUCUCUUUGGCUGUGCCUGGGCCAUGGCCGGCUUUUUGUCUUUGAUCCUUGUACCUGAUGGCGCUGGUCGCUGGAAUUUCUAUGCAGCAACAUUGUUUGCAGCCUCGGCUCCUUAUUGGCACGGUAUGCAUAUCGCUUGGAUGUCGUCUAAUCUUGCACCUCACAGUAAGCGUGUCCUUGCUCUUGGCGCUGUCAUUGGCGCUGCUAAUAUCUGCAGUGUUCCUGGAUCACAGAUAUACCAACAAAGCGAUUCCCCUAGAUUCAUAAGAGGAAACUGGAUCAAUUUCAGUAUCGCUCUUUUAUCUGCUAUUCUUUUGAUAGUCCAACAUUUCCGCUAUGUGUUCACAAACCAGUAUCGUUCAAAGAAAUGGGAUAGUUUGACUGAAGCCGAGAAGCAGGACUACUUGAAGCAUACAAAGGAUGAAGGAUCUAAUCGUUUAGAUUACAGAUUUCGAAUUUAAUCAUCUUUUUACAGAUUGUAUCAUAACCUAUAUUAUUGUAUUUAAUGUAAUAAAAAGCUCAUCAGAAGGCUGAAACAUGGAGGAG
Rhizopus microsporus ATCC 52813 is the source of this 1737-nucleotide messenger RNA. RefSeq names its product MFS general substrate transporter. Gene Ontology annotation, molecular function: transmembrane transporter activity. Gene Ontology annotation, biological process: transmembrane transport. The transcript has 4 exons. The annotation marks the transcript as partial. The record is from RefSeq and is a predicted model, not a curated record. NCBI's taxonomy places the organism in Eukaryota, Fungi, Mucoromycota, Mucoromycetes, Mucorales, Rhizopodaceae. Gene Ontology annotation, cellular component: membrane.